This is a messenger RNA of Bactrocera neohumeralis, 2650 nucleotides long. It is a transcript of the gene Hmg-2, whose product is annotated as high mobility group protein 20A. The record is from RefSeq and is a predicted model, not a curated record. Gene Ontology annotation, cellular component: nucleus. Lineage: Eukaryota; Metazoa; Arthropoda; Insecta; Diptera; Tephritidae. Gene Ontology annotation, biological process: regulation of gene expression. Bases 213 to 1799 code for a protein of 528 amino acids. The transcript is spliced from 3 exons.
CUAAACAUACCCAGCACAGCGGCCUUUUCAUAUGAUGAGCUGAAUUCGUGCAAGAAAGUUCGUUAGCAAAUAUUAUGUUGUUUUGCUGUGCAUAUAAAUUAAAUAGUGCUAGUGAAUUUACUAAAUAACAGCUAGUUUCAAAAGCAUCAAAAGACUGCUACAAAACUUUUUAGAUAGUGGUGUUUGUAUUUUCUUACUUGUAUUAACAAGGUAUGGAAAUUGUUGAAUCAACAACAGAGGGUAGCAAAAAACAUAUGAACGAAACGUUAACAGCGGCGUCAAUGGCAGACAGCAGCGGCAAUAGUAGUUUGACCGGUAGCGCUGGUAGCAGCGCUGCUAAUAGUUCUCUGGCUGUUACAACAACAGCGGAAACUAGAACAAAGGAUACAAAUACAGCAACAAAUUUAACAAAUUCAACUGAAAGCAAUGCUAGCAAGGAUAUUGAUAUGGAUAUAGAAGAGAUACCAUUGAAGUCCACAGCAACAACAGAUUACACCAAAGCCGAUGAACAAUGCCAACAACAGUCGGCAAAGUUGUUAUCAACACAUAAGGCGGGAAUGGUUACACAUUUGGAUGUUGAUAUACCCAUUAUAUCAUUGUCUGAUGGUGAAGAUGCUGUGGGCUCACAUCAACCAACUACUUUGCAAAAAGCUAGCCGCAAACGUAGUAGUGUCGGCGCUGCUACAGCAGAAGACGACCAGUCAUUCCGAUUGAAACGACGUAAAAUUAAAGUGGCCGGUGCGCCAAAAAUGCCCUUGACUGGUUAUGUACGUUACAUGAAUGAUCGACGCGAGAUGCUGCGUAAGGAACUGCCCUCCAAAACAGCGAUUGAGCACACCAAAAUUAUCGGCGAAGAGUGGCAAAAGAUGACGGAGGACAAAAAAGCGCCAUAUAUGAAAGCAGCAGAAAUUGAUAAGCAACGCUACCUCGCCGAAUUGCACACUUUCCUCAAAGAGCGUCCCGAUGUGCUGGCCUGCGAGCUGGCCAAAGACAAGCAAAUACGCAAAAGUCCCGGCGAGGCUGGCAAGACAGUCUUAAAGGAGAAAUCACAGUCUGUAGGCAAUAUAAAAUCGCCAAAUAAGGAAGCUAACGCCAACACAGCCGGCAGUAAAGAUAAAUCACGCCGCAGUUCGGAAAAAGACAAUUCACCGCCAGCAUUGCCACCACCAGCGACAACAUUGGAUAAUAAGCCACGACGUAAGCGCACACCGACACCACCCACAGCAGGCGAUACACACAAUAGUCAAAGCAAAAACAGUACAUCACACACUAACAACAACAACAAUCACAAUUCCACAUCAAGUAGUAAUCACAAUAGCAAUUCAACCAGUACCACAACACCAAUAAGCACUAAUACAGCCAAUUCACUCGCAGCCGCAACAGCCGUGCCCGGCGAAAUACCGAUAUUCACCAAUGAAUUUCUGGAGCACAAUAAAGUUUUCGAUAUGGAAUUACGUACGCUACGCAAAUCGAAAGCAGAUUUGGAACAACAAAAUGCUGUAUUGGAGAAACAUGUGGAGAAUAUGAAAUUCGGUGUGGAAAAAAUGACUAACGAGAAUGACGAAUUGGCGGAAAAGAAUCGUUUACUCGAAUUAUAUUUGGAUAAAUUGAAGGCAAAGUUAGCGCAUGCGCUCUCUGGUUUGGCCAUACCAACACAGCCGAACGGUGCCACAAUGGAUAACAUCGAGAAAUAUAUGACUGAUCUCUAUAAGAUGGCUACAACAAAUACGCAUGGACCGGCGAGUCUCAAUAAAGCGAAGGAUAUUAUAAGAAAAUUAGAUUUACAGAUAAAUUUGUAACUUAGUUUAAAUUCUCAGUAAUCGGUAUUAGUUGUUGAUAUAUUUCCACUAUGUAAGAGUUAGGUUAGGUCAUUUAAUUAACUUUAGUGUAACAUUAAGUCCUAUGAGUAAUUAGCUUUAAGACACUAUUCUGUAGCUACGCUGAUGGAUAGAAUAUUUAAAGUAUGCAUUCCAAUCUCUUUGAAACGAACUCAAUUUGAAUAUUUGGAGAAAGUAAGUCAUCUUGUUUUUUGGUGUUGUAACCUUAACAAAACAAUAUAGAAACAUAUUUAUUUUUUGUUUCUCCUUUCAUUUAUCACUUUAUUUUUUCUUUUAAUUGUACCUAUGUUAUUUUACACUAAGUUCUUCUUUUGCAAAGUAAGUUAUGCUGAAAUAAUAUUUAAGUCAUAUUUAAGGCCAUAUAUCCAAUAAAAGAAAUUAGUUAUUAAAUAUAGUAUCAGAAAACCAUAAAAAUCUGUCGAUAAUACAUAUCUUUAGGUUAUUGAAGCUUCAAGUUGUUACUAAAGAAAAAAUGUAUACUAUACAUACUGUCUGAAUGGUGUCGCAAAAUAUCAUUCUCAGAUUUUAGCAUAAAAUAAAAUAUUUACCACGCUGCAUUCAUUGUUGCACUACAACAAACACAAAUAGUUUUGGAAAAUAAUUAAAAAUUUACCAAUAAUACUUUUGCUGCCAUCUGUAAUGAAAAAUAAUUUUAAAAUAUACACAUGUACUGUAAUUAAAAAAAAUUUUUUUCGUACAACCUCAAGUGCUAUGUUCCUUCCAAACAAUUACAGUCUAGUAUUUACAGCUUCCUUGCUAAUAAAAUAGUUUUAAACUCGCAUUUUUUAAUUAUAAACAUACAUACAUAAAUA